This is a messenger RNA of Mycetomoellerius zeteki, 1389 nucleotides long. RefSeq lists its product as uncharacterized. Lineage: Eukaryota; Metazoa; Arthropoda; Insecta; Hymenoptera; Formicidae. The coding region runs from base 1 to 1389 and encodes 462 amino acids. The transcript is spliced from 3 exons. The record is from RefSeq and is a predicted model, not a curated record.
AUGGCCGGCAAGCCUGAGCAGCCGUCCACGCUCCCUGCUCCCCCGAGUCACGGCCAUCAGCAUCAUCAACAGGCGCAACAGCAGCAGCCGCUGCAACAGCAGCAACAACAACAACAGCAGCAGCAACAGCAACAAUCGCAUCAUCCGCAGCAACCUAUACAGCAGAACAGCGUUCUGGUAUACGUGUCGGGGGAGAACUUUGCGUACGCCACGGCGGUGGGUCAGAAUGUCGCCGCGACCGCUGCUGCCGCUAUCGCGGUCGGUUAUCAGUCGCAGCCGCAGCAGCAGCCGCAGCAGCAACAGCAGCAACAGACGACGACGCAGUACGCCGGUAUCCUGCAGGCUCCGCAGGUGGCGACGGCGCAGGCGGUUACGACGACCUUUCCCGCCAAAACCGUCGUAUAUUGCGCCGACGAUAGCAACGCAAACCUGGGGCAUUCGACGACAGUGUGCGCCACGGCGACGACGACGACGGGAAUGAUGACGCGCGUCGGGACGUCGCGCGAUAACAAACGACCGUCGGAGAACGGAGAACGCUCGACGGCGAACGGUCUUGGGAAUAACGAUCCGAUGGUGUCCGGCUCGAAGACUUAUCAGACCGCACGGCUCCAGCACGGUGGUGACGCGUACUCCGCGAGGAUGAGCGGCGAGUACAACUCUGCGACGAAUAGUAACAGUAUCGUCGUGCGAUCGAAUCCGAGCGACGUUGGUCUUCUCGGUGGUGAGGACGACUGUGUCGCGUACGGUACAUCGACGUCCGCCGGUGAUAGUAACGGGAUCGCGCUUCAAAACGCCGCUGAGCAACAGGCUGCGACGAGCGUGGAUGACAAGAGCCGGCAUCAAGACGGUUUCGAUAAUCAGCAGCAGACCGCCUCUUCGGCGUCGACGGUGGUCAGUGCUGGUGACGGUAGUGUUGGUGUCGGUAAUGGUGCUGGUGUCGCGACCGCCGGCUGCGACUCGGUCAGGUCCGACGAGUCAUCGACGACGACCUACAGCAGCCUCAGUAGUCCUGACGAGAGUCAGAGUCAUCAGCCGGGACAGCACGACGGUGGUAUGCCGGCGAGUAAUAAUCAUCCUGGCGGUGGUAGUGCGUGUGCGCAGCAGGCUGCGCGGCAGCAGCCGCCGUCGCGUGUCAACGGUAGUAACAAUGGUGUGCAGCAUAAUGCAGUGGUGUUGACAAUGAACGGCAGUGCAGUGGACAUAGAAGUAUGGGAAAGCGAGUCGCCCCUAACGACGACGACGACGACGACGACGAUGACGACGACGACGAGCCAGAAAAGUUAUUCGACUCCGCAUUCUGACUUGAACGUGGCGCACCUGGGCGAUUUCUCUCUUAGACAAUGCGGAAUACCGCGUCUACCGCCGCGUUGCACUUUAUCUUGGCCCUGA